GGACAGUGCGGAUACAGAGCCUGGAGAGCAGGUAAUAGCCUACACCGAGCACUGCGGCUAGCGGGGACUACAACGCCCAUCAUCCACUGUAACAGGGGACUACAACUCCCACUAUCCACUGUGACAUGGACUACAACUCCCAGCAUCCACUGCAACCGGGGACUAAAACUCCCAGCAUCCACCGCAACCGGGGACUAAAACUCCCAGCAUCCACCGCAACCGGGGACUAAAACUCCCAGCAUCCACCGCAACCGGGGACUACAACUCCCAGCAUCCUCUGCAACCGGGGACUAAAACUCCCAGCAUCCACCGCAACCGGGGACUACAACUCCCAGCAUCCACCGCAACCGGGGACUACAACUCCCACUAUCCACUGCACCGGGGAAUACAACUCCCACUAUCCACUGUAACCGGGGACUACAACUCCCACUAUCCACUGUAACCGGGGACUACAACUCCCAGCAUCCACCACAACAGGGGACUGAAACUCCCAGCAUCCACUGUGACAUGGACUACAACUCCCACUAUCCACUGCACCGGGGAAUACAACUCCCAGCAUCCACUGCACCGGGGACUACAACUCCCACUAUUCACUGUAUAUGGGAAUCCAACCCCCACUAUAACACAAACUACAACUCCCACUAUCCACUGUAUCGGGAAAUACAAAUCCCACUAUCCACCAUAACAGGGACUACAGGUCCCACUAUCCAUUGUAUCGGGGAAUACAACUCCCACUAUCCACUGUGUCAGGGAAUAUAACUCCCACUAUCCACUGCACCAAUAAUACAACUCCCAUUAUCCAAUGUACCAGGGAAUACAACUCCAACUAUCCGCUGCACCAGGGAAUCCAUCACCCAGUAUCCCCUAUAUUAGGGAAUACAACUUCUAGUGUUCCCCCAAUACCCACUAUACCAGGGGAAUACAGCACCCUCCAACCUUUUUCCAGAGGAAUACAAUCAUACCAGGCAGUACAACUCCCAGCAUCCCCUCAUACCAGAGGAGUACAUUGAAUAGAACUCUCAGUAUCCCUACACCAUGGAGUAGAACUCUUGGCACCCCCUUACACCAGUUAUGGUUUAGUGAUUCUAUUGAGUGCUCACAGUCGAUUCUUCAUAUCAGUCUAUAACAUGUAGAAAUGUAUUUAAUAUAAUAUGAGAUUAUAUCUCUAAAUAUGAUGUAUGUCAAUGUAAUCCUCUAUUAUUUCAAACAGUGUUGCUCAGUUUGUGGAAGACCUCUACCUGUAGCCUGUGGGUAUAAUAAAAGUGGAAUAAUGAGUUAUUUGAUACAGUGUGAAGGUGGGAAGAAUGUCAUUCAGAUUAUAUUAGUGAAAUAGUGUAUUAUUGUAAGAGCUGAUUGGGUUAAUGAAAGUCUCUGGUUUGUCAGUGGAAUAAUGAAUUACAUGAAAUUGUGUUAUUGCUGCUAUCAGUGUAAUAAUGUAUUAUUUCAGUAUAGUGAUGUCCCGAACGGUUUGCCGAACGGUUCGUCAGGGACUCAUCAUUGAGUAAACUUUGACCCUGUACCUCACAGUCAGCAGACACAUUCCAGCCAAUCAGCAGCAGGGUCAAAGUUUACUCAAUGAUGAGUCCGUGGCGAACCGUUCGCGAACCGUUCGGCGAACCGUUCGGGACAUCACUAUUUCAGUAGUAUCUCAGCCUUGUGAGAUGACACUGGUAAUGUCUGUUUUAUUUAAUAUCAUUGGAAGCACCUGGGAGAAGAAAAUAGUGUUAUUUGCAUUUCCACCUAAUUUGCAUAGUGUUGCUAAGGUAAAAUAAUUCCAAAAGGAAUUUUGCAAUUCUGUUCCAACAACAGGUAGGCGUAGGCAGUUCUGUAGUACACACUUAAUUAUUAUUAAAAUGCUGCCAGAUAUUUAUUCAGGUCUGCCUAAAAAAUACACGCCACUGCCCAAAUUUAAAAUAAAUAACCAAUCAGUAUUUAGUAGAUAUACACAAAUAGAAAACAUGCAUGCAAUUAAUUAUGUAUUUUUUUAUUGGGGGUAAAAAUAAAAACAUCUUGCAAAAGCUGCAGAUCUCUCGUCUGCUACCUUUGCAAUCCCUCCCAUUUUAACCCCAUCCAGACUUUAUGUGGCUGUCCAAUCACAGACUUCCCAAUGCAACUCAAUGAGAAGUCUUUGCAAAGCAGGUGCUCUGUGCAAUUGCCGCCUCUGGAGUUUAGCUCCACUGAGCUAACCAAACCAGGAAGUAACAUGACUAGUUGCCUGAUUGACAGCUGGGGUGGGUGACAAGGUUAAUUUAUAAAAUGUUAUAAAAGUGCCAAUUUGAAUUGAAAACUGAACUUUUUAUAAGAUGAAAACAAAGGACACAAUCUUCACUUCAGCAUGUUACAGUGCAUUAGGUGUUUGUGGUGUCCCUUUAAGGUAUCCUUGCGCCGCUAUGAUUUAUUUGAAAUGAUUUGAUUGUGCUGUUAUCUUCUUUUCCAGAUUGCUUCCAUCCUUCUGGAUUUUCUCUUAGCAAUGGAACCCGUCUGCAUCGAGAACCUUCACAUAUUGUACCAAAGCCUUGACUUUUUGGUAGUGAACAAGCAUUGGGACAUCCGUAUAGACAGCAAGAUGUGGUAUGAGAAGCUCACCGUGCAGAGCCAGCUGAAGUACCGGUUUCCAGAGCUGGCAGACCCCGACACCUAUUAUGGGUUCCGGUGAGUAACUUAUUAAUAUGUGCAAUGUUUCCUCGAAGCAGUUUUUUUCCUGAACGUUCCAGCACUGAAACACUUAAAGUAGAUCUGUCACCAUCUGGGGUCUUUGCAUAGUUUUCAAAGACCCCUGACGAUGACAUUGCCGCUCGUGGUCUGGUGGCCAUGGGGUGCACAGACAAAGGUGAUUUUUACUUAUCUGUCCAACGCAUGCGCGGCCAUUGUCUUCCUGUCGCUCAUCCUCAGUUCCUGGUGUCUUAGCUAUCAGGAGCUGACGUCAGCAUUGUACUCUCGCUCAUGAGCAAUAGAACAGCAUGGAGGUCUAUGGAGGAUCCCACAACAUCGCAGGAUCCUCAAAAGAAAGAGCUAAUUUUUCUUUGACUAUAAAUGACUAGGCUUGACAAGGAUAGCUCUGUCUUAUGUCAAGCUUUGUUAGUUCUAUAUAUUUUUUUUAAUGGUGUAUAUUGCUUUUUAAAGAAAUGUUUUUGUUUUAUUUCUACUGCUGAGAAGCCAUGUUGGGUCAAAGAAGACCUUAAUUUGUCUCCGUUUAUCUUUUGACUGUUCUGGAAUUUCAAUGACAUUCCAGCACAGUCAGUCUAAAUAUUUCAUUAAAAAAAAAUAUACUAUAUAUUUUUUAUUUUUUCACUUAUUUUCUGGAUAUGUAAACCAAGGAAUUUCAACCAGUGUGGAUUGACUAACCUUAUAUACAAACAGUAACAUACAGUGCAGGAAUGUGGCACAGGAAGCAUGCACAUUAGGGAUUUUAUCUCUGUUCUACAUGGUUAUAAAUGUGAAUAGGGAUAUCUAUAUACUCCCUUUGUAUUUAGCAAAUUGUCAUAUUUUAUUUACAUUUCAUUUUGCCCUUUUUUUUGGUUGCUAUAUUUAAGGGAGCUUAGUGUUUGUGUGUUGUAGCACAAUUAUAAAGCAUAGGAUUGUUAAGCACUUACUAUUAAAGCACCUAUACUGAAUGUGCAAAUCUGUAAAAUAAACACUUAAAGGACCACAAUAAUGCCAGGAAAACAUACUUGUUUUCCUGGCACUGUAGUGCCCUGAGGGUGCCCCCACACUCAGGGUCCCACUCCAGUGGCACUGAGAGGGGAAGAAGGGGUUAAACUUACCUCUUUCUCCAGUGCCGGGCAGGGAGCUCUCCGCCUCCUCUCCUCCUCUUCGGCUGAAUGCGCAUGCGCGGCAGGAGCUGCGCGCGCAUUUAGCCAGUCUCAUAGGAAAGCAUUUACAGUGCUUUCCUAUGGACGCUGGCGUCUUCUCACUGUGAUUUUCACAGUGAGAAGCACGCAAGCGCCUCUAGCGGCUGGAUUAACCCUAACUUAAACAUAGCGGUUUCUCUAAAACCGCUAUGUUCAUUUAAAAAAAAAAAAAAAAAAAAGUUAACCCUAGCUGGACCUGGCACCCAGACCACUUCAUUAAGCUGAAGUGGUCUGGGUGCCUAUAGUGGUCCUUUAAGACUUUUUUGCAUCUAAUUUUGAGUGCGGUAUCAUAUGUAUAAAGAUUUAAAAAAAAACUUGCAUGCAGGGGACUGCUCCUGGUAAGGAGGUAAGCAUGUACCAAUAUAGUCCUGAAAGUGAAAUUGUUAUCAUAUCCAUCUAACCUGCACAAUGGCAACACAAAGUCAUCAUUGUAUGUAGACAAACUCCCACUGACUAAUCUCCUAUUAGCUUUUCAAAUGACAUUGGCAGACACCACUGUAUAGAUCAGGGGUAGGCAACCUUCGGCACUCUAGAUGUUGUGGACUACACCCCCCAUAAAGCUCUUACACCCAUAAUGCUGGCAAAGCAUCAUGGAAGGUGUAGUCCAAAACAUCUGGAGUACCGAAGGUUGCCUAUGCCUGGUAUAGAUCAUUCUCCCCUCUGCCUCUUUCAUUUAAAUUUACAGGGUUAUUCACUGAAUUGAGAAUUGCAGGGAAUUCAAAGGGAAUUUCAAAUUGUCCAAAGUAUCUGAACUGCAAACAUAGGUGACUGGGAGAAUUUUUUUGACCUUAAAUUUGAAAUAUUGUAUAUUGUGCAAUUACUUGAACAAAAUAAUUUAUUUUUCUCCAACUGAGCGGCCAUGUCGGGUCACACUCUACUGUUAUAUGACCAACUGCUGCUCAACCCAACUUGCCUACUGCUGCGAUUGGUCUGUGAAACUUUAGAUUGAGCAGCAGUUGAUUCGAUAACAAUAGACAAUGACCCAAGAUGGCUGCCUAGCCAUAUAAAAAGUUAAAGUUUUCCAAAAAAAACCCCCUCAGCAUACAUCAUUUAAAAAAAAAAUUAUAUAUAUAAUUAAGUUUCUUAAAUGCAAUAAGCUUUUAAAGAAUGAGCAGUGAAUAUUUGAUGACUGUUGUCCUUUAAGCUUUUUUUUUUUUUUUUCAUAACAGCUACUGGCCAUUAAGAUCCAAAGUGCAGCUAAAACAUUUUUUUAGAAAUUCCUUGUUUCUUUUUGAGCCCAGUAAAAUGAUGUAUUUAUUCUUUUAACAGGUUCUGCCACCAGCUAGAUUUCUCCACCAGUGGUGCUCUGUGCGUGGCCCUCAACAAGGAAGCUGCUGGUCGGGCGUACAAGUGUUUUAAGGAGCGUACAGUGACUAAGGCUUACCUUGCAUUGGUAAUUACUGUUUAAAAUAUUAUAACCCUACCAUUUCUUUUUAGUGCAAUAUAUUAGUUUAUGUGCUGGAGGAAAAAGCUGAAAAUAUUAGAGAAAACAUCUAAUUUGUCACUGAACAUUAAAGGGACACUAUUAGCGCAGUUUAUUGUAGUGGUUAUGGUAAAAGGCAUUUUGGAUGCAGUCAUUUUGUUUUGCCUUUGGCAUAAAAAAAGGAGACUCACAGCCUAUCAUUGCAUUCCAAAUUUGGGGGCCUGAAGAAUUCAGGGUUUUCAAAACCAUUUAAACAAUUUGACAAAAACUGAACCAAAGCACUCUUCUCACUAUAGCAAUAAUCUGUAGUGUUUAUGGUGCUUAGAUUGCCAAUUUAAAGGGACAAUUUUCAUAAUUUCAAGUAAACCCAUUUUCAGUGUGCUCACACGCCGUCGACAGGGGCAAACGCGCGUUGGGCGUUUUCUUGUAACUUUACAUUUUUGACAUGUUAUGAGUAGCAUUUUGUGCACUUCACCUUAAGCUUUUGUAGUCUGAGGGAAGUUUAGUUCAGGUAAGAACCGGCUUCUAGCUAUGAACUAGCUUGGUAAAUAGGGACAGAACUGGGAUCUGCUUGGUUUGUUUACAUUUUUGGCAGCUGUUAUUCCCCUUCUUUUUUUAAAUUUUUUUGUUUUAUUGAGGCAAAGAUACAAACAAUCAGACCUUGCAGAGAAUGCAUAUACAAUCCAGAGUAAAACAUUGAGUAUGGUAAGUAUGACAUUCAGAUACAGCGAGCCUCAGCUUGGUUUUUAAGAAUCAUUAAAUAACAAGCUGGUUUCAAGAAGGAAAACCUUGAGGCUGACAGCAUAAUACUUUUAUACUAUACCUAUGUAAUAAUAUGUAGGUAUACACUGAAAUAAUGUAACAAAAAUGCAAGGAGAGAAGUGGUGGUGCUUGGUUUUGUGUUGGGUAAGGUGCUGCUGAACAGGGUGGGUGGCAAUCAGUAAUCCACCAGAGUCAGCUGAUUCCCACGACUAGCAUAAUGGUUGCACCGCUCGAAGGAACUUGGUGCCAGGAUCGGGUGCCUCUCCAGCCCAUGCCUUGAUGAGGACCGGCAUCUGUGUGCCACAGGCUCAGUUACGAUUGCAGUCCGAGACUAUCCCCUUUUGAGUGUGGUCAGAGGGUCGGGGUGACCGGUGCUGCUGAGCAUGGACAGUCUUCCGCCCUGGUGGACAAUGCAGGGCAUACAAGCCACAUGUGGCCCUCGGCCUAGGUGAGUGAGGAAAUGGAUGCACAGGUUUUGUCCGAAGCUUUUCACCACGAGUAGGCCCCAUUUGUUUCUGGACGCUUGUUUCCCAAGGCUCUGCCCCCUUGUUCGUCUUUGGUAGUUGCCAUACAUUGCUGGAGUGUGAGUAAGUAGCGUUGGAAAUGGCGGUCGAGCUGCAUUUAGAACUCUGCAACAGCGUUGCUGGUAGUCUUCUAGAAGGGACUCAUGCCACGUGAGUCCAUGAGAGGAACGCCUGCCAUGUUGUGGGUUUGCACGCAGUUUAUCGUUGCAAGCCAGAUCUGUAAGCACUGAGAGGACUAGUAUAUGCCCCACCGGUCCGGGCGUGGGGGUGGGAGUGCAGCAGGUCCAAGUGUAGGGCUAGGGCGCAAGGAGAUCGGCCGCCUCUCCUCUGUCCAGGUCCCAGUAAGCUGCAAAAGGAUCAUUGGGCAUACAUACAAAGAAGGUGGAGUGAGGUUGGUAUUCACAUAUGGUAUCACUGUAAGAGACAAAAAAACAUAUGGCCAAAGCCUAGUGCAAUUCAGUUGGUUUUGAUUAAAUAAACAGUUAAAUAACUCUAGAAUGUGCUAAUCACAUUGUGCACUCGGUGGUGAAAAUGUUCGAGAAAGGUAUGAGACUGCUUGUCCAGGCUCCCCUGCCUGUGGAUAUAUCAAUGUCUAAGCAAAUAAGCCCAAGAAUCAAGCUCAAAAAAGCAAUUUUCAGCGAGAAAUGCAGGAGCUCAAAGCUAUACAGGUCUGAUCAGCUUAGUGGUCCGGCUCUGCCCCCGUUAUUUCCCCUUUUGGACUUUCUCUGUAUUAAGCUAAGAGUGGUUCGUUUAGUUUAGCUACACUUCACUCUUUUCUGUGUCUCGAGUUACCAAUAUGUUGUUUACUUAGGGACGUUCUUUUCCCUCCUGGGUCACUUUGGGACUUGUUUUUUUUUUUUUUUAUACUCAGUGGAGCUUAACUCGGUUAACUCGCUUUAGCAAUACAUUGUGUUCAAUGAUAUAGGGUAGUAUUUUGAGUUUUCUUUACUUUCCAGUCCCCCUUUAUGAACCCUAGGAUCAACUUAUUAUUAUUAUUAUUAUUAUUAUUAUUAUUAUUAUUGGCAUUUAUAAAGCGCCAACAAGUUCCACAGUGCUGUACAAUUGGGAUGACCUACCUAUGGUGGGUGGGUAAUUAUUCGUUUGCCAUCUAUUUGUCUUGGUUCUCAUGGAUACAAUCUGAUCAUCACUUUAUGUCGAGCUACUUUUUUUGCCUAUUCCUCUUUAUACUUGGUUCUUUUGCUGCUUUUUUCUCCUGUCACUCUACGUAUUAGGGGAGGGUAUGGGGGCUUUUCUUAUCCCUAUCCUUAAAGGGGUUAAAUUGUGUUUUCAGCAACGCAGCCAGUUACAUUUUAAUGGUUAAUUUUAGUUUAUAGGAGUUAAUGGUAACCUCACAUAAUAACUGAGUAAUGUAAAUAAUAGUAUUAGGUUACAUUAGUAUAAAAUCAAUUACCCACGUCGCUAUAAAAAGUGUUUUACAGUAAUUUAGAUAAAGAUUUAAAGUUUUAUAGAAUGCUAAAAAUGUCCACCAUAGUGUCAGUGUAAUUAUAAAGAAUGCUUUAACUGCAGAAUAAAACUUUUUCUCCUGUCUCUCGUUUCCCCCAUUCCUGACAGCUUCUUAAAAGGAGCCGUCAACCGGAGUUAUUUUUAGUAAUUUAUUCCACCCCUUUGGUGGGAAGCAGAUGUGUUCUGGCAUUCAGUAAGAGGAAUAGGGACAGGGGAUGUAAUUAUGCAAGAUGUUCCCAGCUCGGCUCGGUACAGUAUUAUCACACUAGUGUUUCUGUAAUGUUAUUACUCAUUUAAAGAAGUAUGCAAAUAAAAACACAAACUGGACCACUUUUUUUUUUUAUUAUUCUUUUUUUUUUUUCUGUGUAUAGUGAUUACAAACACAUCUGUAAUGUCACAACAGCAUGAACAAUUGACCUGAAAGCAUACACGGUCCUAACAAGGCAUGGCAGUAAUAGACAUUGCACUCUUUUCUUUAGUAAACAAGCAAGACUAUCACAUCCAACUGUGGUAACUUAAGUAGGUAAUUUAGACAGGAGGGUUUCCGUGGUUAACGAAAUCAAUCAUGCUAGACUGGCAGUUAAAUCAUGGUAGCAGUGAUGCCACUGGGUACUAGGCAUUGUUUAAAAAAAAAAAAAAAGGAUUAGGGGAGAAACUAGACAACAGAAAUAGAGGAGAGAAAAAAAGAAAAGCAUAGGAACACUGAUCUGCUAACUGGGUAGUAGCUGUACAUGCUGGGUUCAUCCGAUAUCCCGAGUAGGCCUCCAUAUACAGUCCACCUCUGGGUCAUGCCACCGUGGCCCAUGCCUAUAAUCUGUUGCAGUUCCUCUGUUCCUGGGUACGUCGUCUGUGGGAGAUCGAGCUGGAUGGGGAGCUUGCGUCACGUAUCUGUGUGCACUCCAUCUCUUUCUGGCAGGACUACGGAUCUUAGGGCGGUAAAAAGGUUGACGAGCUCUCCGUUUGUGUGGGUAGCUUGUAGGACGUGCCUCUGGAUGAGCCCUCUGUGCAGUGCAGGCUCGGUGGUCCGCUGGCUCGGCUUUCUCCGCGGUCUCUGGCUGAAUAUGUACAGCAUUGGAGGGAGGUUGGUGUGAACAGCGCCUCCAAAACUCCUGAGGGUAGUGGCGCGGUAGCCAUCUUUGUUUCACCAUGAGGGCUUAGUUUCUGUCUGAGAUUUUCUGGUUGCAGAGUGGUGAGCUUCCCCAGUGGGGACCAGUAUAUACCCCACCAGUGCAAAGGAGGGGGGGCUGUGGGGUAUCAGUGGAGACAUUGUGCAGAGUGUGUCCAGUGACGGGGGAUCGGCCGCCUCUCCCAAUCACCAGGCCGCAGCUUCUGCUAGGCCACAUGUUCCGACAGCAAUAACUCGGCUGUUUGAUUGAGAAAGAGAGUUUCCUCAGGUUCCUACUUAGUUUAGCAGUUAACCACCGUCGUAUAAGGCUGCAAGUGACAUGAUUUUAGGUUCAUUAAGCCAAAGUUAUGCUUAGUUUAGCCAGAGUUCUCAAAGAACACGACCAGCCAUCUUAGCUGUAAGGCCCCGCCCCGAAAUUGCCUAUUUCUAUGAGUAAUGUACACUUUUGUUAACUAAUUAAGAAACACCUUCCUGGCUUUCAAUCCAUUGCACUGAGUAACGGAGGUGGCAGGCGCACUCGGCUAGAUCGUUAAUGUCUUCUCUCACAAGUGUCAGUGAACCUGUGAGCGCAUGCGCAGCCCCAGCCUUGAUGGGCUUCAAAGACCUCCAUUGCCCCUCGUCUCGCAGCUCAAAAUCAGAAGCUUCUGGAUGAUGGGGUGGCUUGCAAAGGCUGCAGUUAGAAUACUGCAACUUUUGCAAUUUUUUUAUUUUUUAUUUUUUUUUAGGUAAAUACCCUCUAUGAUUACGUGCAUAAAAAUUGCAUGUAAUCAAUGUGGGUUAUAUACUAAAUAUUUUAUUUUGGUAAUUUGUGCUGUGGAGUGUUUCCUUUUAGUUGCUAUUAAACUCACCCAAACACGUAUCCAUGUGAUCAGUUAUGCCUAUUGAUGAUUGUAUCCCAAUAAGCUUGUCAUGCCCUUUAGUACACUGCUUAAUACCGGCAGAUGGCAGCCUUAGAAGGAGAAGUGGCUGUUCAGAUCCAGUCCCACUUUACAUGCCUCUGUUUCUGUGGAGUUAAAUAGGGCCUGGUGUUUAAAGCAAAUAUCUCUUGAGCAAUUACAUAGAUGAAAAAAAAUAGUUAGAUACAAGUUAUAGAGAGCUUUUGGUAACCACUGUUUAAUGAUACUAAGAGCUGUCCAACUGAAUACUCCACUUUAAAUAUAUUGCCUUGUUUCUUUGAUCUCCCAUGCUUAUAAUUGUUUUUAAUAGUUGCUGUUGUGAAGUUUGGUUCUGGUAAAUAAUGUGCUCAAAUCGCCAUCUCCUCUGGCUGUAAAGGUCAGUUAUCUCCUCAAGGAAUAUUUAUUGACAGAAGAUUGUCGUGACGAUUUAUCUGUUUUUCUUUUUAGGUCCGAGGUACUGUCACAGAAAAAUGCAUGACUAUCACAUUAGCCGUGGGCAAAAAUACUCAAGAAGGCUUCACACAUAUGAUGUGUGCUGAAGGCACAGUAGGUAAGUCUUAUAAAUAAAGCAUACGGAUUGUCAGAAACAGGCAGCUCACAGUCACCAUGAGUUAUCUACUAAACUGAGUAUUGAGAAGGGAACUGCGUGUUGUAAGUCAAACUAGCCAAGCAGGAAAAGUUGCUCAAUUGGAGUCCCCCCCCCAUUUUGGCGUAUAAUAUACAAAUAUAUUAUAAGUACUACAUUAUUUCAGAUUUAGGGAAAAGGCCCAACAUUGCAGUGUUUAUCUGUAUAUCUGUAUUUGUUUUUUUUUGUAUGGUUCCCUAAUACUUCCAAUCUUGAUUACCUACCCUGUGAAAAUGUAUCUCUUUUGUUUAUCUGCAAAACAACAAGUCUGCUUUAUAGAAACCACAAUUGAGCAGCGCUGCAGGAUAUGUUGGCGCUUUAUAAAUGCCAGUAAUAUAUAAAUAAAUAGUAUGGUCUAUAUCAGCAUGUCCGCGUUCUAAAUGAAAACAUGCUAAAACCAAAAGGUGAUGCACUUAGCAGGGAUUCCAUCUCCCAUUGGUUGAUUGGUUGUUAAUAUAAUGGUUGGAUAUAAAGGAUUGUUGUGCUAGCACACACAUUGAUGAAGAAGGAUUAAGGCUUGAGGUAUGGAUCCCUGAAUUGUCCAAUGCAGAGAAUAUGAAAUGCGAGAGGAACACCUAGUUAUUUAUCUGUUUCUGAUUUCAUGAUUUAGCCAGAUUGGGUAGAUUGUGCCCAGUUUCUAUUCGGACAGUCCUCCAUUUUCAGGAGCAGUGCUGCACCUUUUCCAUUAGCCAACUCUUUCUAGACCAAAACAGAGAUCAGGAAUAGUUUUUAUAGUACGGUUAGUGCAGGUUUCCAGGGAACUGUAAUGCAGCUUCUCAGGUCUGUUAUUUACUGGGUUAAGCACACAGUUUAAACCCCUUAAGGACGGAGCCAAUUGUACACGUUGUGAUCAAAACAAAACGUAAACAAAACCUGGAAUUUGCGCUAUAUGUGGUUCAACCAUAAUUCAUUCACCUCUUUCAUAUUAAGUGCACCCACACUUAUUAUAUAUAAUUUUGUUCAGGAGAAACAGGGCUUUAAUUUAAUAUCAAAUAUUCAUAUAUGAAACACAAUUGAAUGUGAAUAAAAUCUAAAAAAGUAUGGGACAUUAAUAAAAUGUGUUUAUAAUUUUGUACCGUGUAUAUAUAAUAAAUAAAUAUACAUAUAUAUUUAUUUAUUUUUUCACUGAUUGCUUUAGUAACUUUUUUUUUUUUUUUUUUAUGAUUUCGCCAGCAGGGAGACUGUCUGUCAGUUUAGGCAGUCCCCCUGCAGGCAGUGGUGUAUCCUGGUUUUGUGCUGCCCUAGGCAGGACAAAACUCAGGCACCCCCCCUGCGCCACCCCCACCCAACCCUCCCCCCCCGCCCCACCUUCUAAAUACACACACACACAAACAGUCAGACACAGACACACACACACACACAGUCAGGCACAGACACACACACAGUCAGACACAAACACACACAAACACACACACAGACACAAACACACACACAGUCAGACACAAACACACACACACACAAAAUCAGACACAAACACACACACACACAGACACAAACACACACACACACAGUCAGACAUAAACACAAACACACAGUCAGACACAAACACACAGUCAGGCACAAACACACAGUCAGACACAAACACACAGUCAGACACAAACACAGACACACAGACACAAACACACAUAAACACAAACACACACACACAGUCAGACACACACUCACAUCAAAAAAAUGUUUUCUUUUUUUUUAAUCCCCCCCCCAGCCUCCUUACCUUUGGGAGUGCUGGGGGGGGGGGGUCUCUCUCUCCCUGGUGGUCCAGUGGCUGCCGGUCGGGCAGGCGGCGCUGGCUGUUGGGUGGGCAGCUGGCGAGGGAGCACUUCCUCUGAGCGGUCUGCUCAGCUCCCUCGCGCGCUGCAGAGUGAGGCUGGGAGCCGGAAUAUGACGUCAUCUUCCGGCCCCCAGCCUCACUCUGCGGCAUGCGAGGGAGCUGAGCGGAUCGCUCAGAGGAAGAGCUCCCUCGUCAGCCGCCCGCCCAGCGCCGCCCGCCCGCUCGGGCAUGUCUGUUAGCCGCAAGGCUAACUAGGCAUUUGCCCUGGGCAUUUGGGGGCGGCGUUUUUUGCCGCACCCUGAAAAAUGCCGCCCAAGGCAAAUGCCUUGUUUGCCUCGCGGCUAAUACGCCCCUGCCUGCAGGCAGCUGCAUAGGCAGCUAUGCCUGCCAUGUGAUUGCUCUUUUUAGUAUUUUUAUUAUUGCCAUUUAUAUAGCGCCAACAGAUUCCGUAGCGCUUUACAAUAUGAGAGGGGGGAUUUAACUAUAAAUAGGACACUUAAAAGAAAACUUACAGGAACGAUAGGUUGAAGAGGGCCCUGUUUAAACGAGCUUACAGUUCAGAGCGAUCACAUGGUCCCCGGGGCUAAAUUGCUGCGGGGGGAAUGCCUGACUGCCAGGCAGUCCCCCAGAAGAGAAUCGCGACAGAGGUGAGUACUUGCAGAGCUCUGGGGCUUUAAAGCCCAUUAUAUGGGGACAGCAUAGAACGCCCUAACAGCGUUAAGGGGUUAAAGUAUUAGCCAUGUGCACGCUACUAAUUUUUGAUUAAAAAUGCUCUAUGUCUGUAUAUGUAAUACAUUUCAAUGUGUACUGACGUUAUGUCUUACUUAUAUUAUUAUUAUUGUUAUUAUUGGCAUUUAUACAGCGCCAACUUAUUCCGCAGCAUUUUCCAAUAAUAUAAAGGGGUAAAAUUUAACAACAAAUGAGACAAUUACAAAAUGUUACAGGAGCAAUAGGUUGAUGAGGACCCUCCUCAAACAAGCUUACAGUCUAGAGGAUUGUUUAAAAACAAAAAACAAAAAAAAAAAACCUUUUGCCCUAUGUUAGCGAAAUUAACACUUUCCUUGCCAUUAGAUCACUGCUUGCACUGAUCAAAGCUCGAGUACAUUCUCUCCUUUAUUUCACCCAUUGCUUUUGUGUUCAGGAUGUGAUAAUGCCAAGCCGUGUCAGACUGAUCUGACCGUCUUGCAACAUGGAUUGUAUAAAGGGGAUCCGGUCACUAAGGUCCUGCUUCAGCCACUGACUGGUAAGUAGACAGAUCCUCAUCUUCUGCAUUACUUAAUAAUUUUUAAAAUAAAUACAGGCAUGAACAAGCAAAUUCAGGGACAUAGGAGCUUUUAAUGCAAAGCAUUAGAGUAAUAAAAAAAGAAAAAAUGAUUAGGUGAUUGCCAAUGGUCCUUGUCCCCUCCAUGGUAGGAAAGUUAUGGGCAUUAGGAUACAUUUUACACUUGCUCGCCAAUUUAUAGUUAUAGGUUCUUUUUUUUUUUUUUUGUCCAUUUGGUUUGUUUUUUGUUUUUAUUUUUAUAUUUCUCGUCCAUCAAUUGGGGCGCAAGUAUAUUAGCGCCCCAAUCAUGGGUAGCAGUAGGUCAUUCUUGCUAUGCCCCAUGGAUCGCUAGGGUAUGGGAGGGGGUAUGUUUACAGUGUUUGAAUUUCCUUGUUAGGGGGGUUUCAGAUUUGGGUGUUAAUUCUAUUUGUAUGUUCAAGUAUCUAUACUCUAAUGUACUGUCCUGCGAGUCUGCUGCUUUACCUAUGCCAACUUGCUGUGGUUGUCGCUUGAGUGGUUUGGUAACAUAAUAAAUCAUGUGGGUUCUUCACUAAGCAGAAAAUUGUAGUAAAUUUAACAACAAAUUGCAUUACUUAGGCCAAAACGACUGAUUUGAAACAAAUUCUCCUACUCUUUGAUAGUCACUAUUCUAUCCUGAAUUUUGCUGUUUAGUUUUGAAUAUUUAUCACUGUAUUACAAAUAGUGCAAGACUAACAAUUACUUUAUCAAGGUAAAUGCAUUUUUUGUGACAUUCCAGGUAGGACACACCAGCUGAGGGUGCACUGCAGUGCCUUGGGGUAUCCUAUAGUGGGCGACUUCACCUACAGCUUUAAGAAAGAUGUUGAACCCUAUCGAAUGAUGCUUCAUGCCUACUAUCUGCGAAUCCCAGUUAACCCGGAACUCAUAGAAGUUACAGCUCCCGAUCCCUUCAGGCCAGAAGUGGAUCCUUACUGGGUGCCCAUCGACACCAUCCAUCCGCUGUGCCAGGCUAUGAAACAAAUGACUCACAAGGCACUGGUAUCUGAAAGAAGCCGACAAAUGCACGAACAGGAAAGCUCACCAAAAACUAUGGAAACGAGCGAAGAGACCGAAGAGCAAAGGGCCGUCUGCCAACAGUGGUUAACGGAGUGGGCGGGCGAAUAAUACUUUGUGAUGUAUAUUUUACUGUAGCGGAAAUCACAACUGGUUAGUACCAAGCGUUAGUGCACUAAUCUCCUAGUUCAGCCGGUGUCUGCAGAUCGAGCUCCAGCCUCCCAGCAGCAAUAUCACUGUUUCACAGCUGUAGGAUCACUUGAUGCAUUGUGUUGGAAGCAUCCCCAAUGCUAUAGAAGUUUACCAGCAGUUUCAUUAUUAGUGUCUAUGUAACGCUUCUUUAAGUAAGCUAGGAUGAAAAUCUUCCCCUGGCACAAUGGAUAUUUUUUUUGUAACUUUUUAUUUUUUACAAAUUUUUCCUUCUGUAUGUCAUGGACUUAAACAUUUAUUUAUUUUAUUUAUUUCACUGGGCUCUGACUAUAGUGUUAAGAUUGGCACAUGUUUAUGGCCGUGGGUAUCAUUGGCAGGAUCAAUAACUAUGUUGUGGGUGUCUAAAAGGUUUGCUUCUUUUUUCUUCAUCCAAAUCUUACCUCCAACAAGUGGAGAAUGAGUAUUGUAGUUUUGGUUUUACCUGUUUCCCCCUCAAUUCUCCCCGCCAAAAAAACACAAUUUAUUCCUGCAAUCACAAGUCACAAAUUUCGUUGCUUUUCUUUUCAUCUUUUGGUUUUAAGACAUUAAUGAUGAUUUUUAGAGUUAUUUUUUUAACAGUAAUAAUUUGAAACACAAGGAUCCUAAUGAUGAGUUCUAUUUUGUUUCAAUUAUUCAUACCUCUACGUUUGCACAGAUUCAAAAGCCUUAAACGUGUAAUUUACCCAAGCGGCUAGUUCGAUAAUUGGCCAAACAGAUUCACAAGCCUUAAACAUCUAAUUUACCCAAGCGGUUAGUUCAAUAAAUGGCCAUUUAUGCUGUGCUGAUAGAUUCUACAUCAGGGAGAGUUGGAGGUCUCGUUGGUCUUGCCGUCAUUCUGUCUGAUAGAAAGCACUAUAGAAAAGGCAUAGGGUCAAUGUCCAUAAAGACCAAUGCUACUCUAUUAUGCUUGACUAUGGUAUUGCGAGUACAAGUUCUCAAUGGUGAACACAAGUUAUACCAGGGCCAGUUUCUCUCCUAGGAUCUCCUUCAGCACGAUGUUAAAAGUAGCAGCAUAUAAGCAGGGUUUAUCUUUUAAGCAAUAGUAAGCAGAUCUAGCAUAAAAUGUGGGUGCACUAAAAUAAAAGCCAUUUAUUCAAGGAGAAAUAAUAGCCAUAUUCCUCUUUUUUUAAUAAAACUUUUAUUUUUUUAUUUUUUUUAUUUUCCUGAUGUUUACGAUUCUAUUUUGGUGUAUGAUGUUCUUAUCAAGUAGGCCCUGAACCCCAAUAAAUCCACAAAGAGAAGUAGAAAAAAAUAUACAAUUUCCAUUAUCCUUCGGUACUUUAUUUCUUUUAUAUGAUAUUUUUUUUCCCUUUGCCAUUAAAACUCAUCUGAAUGCAAUAGGAAUCCUAAGAAGACCAAAUGUUAUGACCUAAUUUGUUUGGUUUUAACAGCUAUUUAUUCCAAAAUGAAAAUAUCUAAUAUUUUUUUCUUAACUUAAGCCAUAUAAAGAGUCUGUUUCACAGGUGGUCAAAAAGCAGACCUCUAGCUGUUGAGCACCUACAACUACCAUGAUGCUUUGCCACCCCUGGUCUAUUCUGUUUACUGAAUCGACCCCUUGCAGCUGGUCAGUUCUGUUCCACCUGUUGUUUGUCUACUGUUCAGCUAUCUUUGUCCAUAUGCUUUGGUUUACUUUUUAACUGGACUUUUCAAAGUAAAUCCUACUGAUUAUUUCUUCCAAAAUUAGCCUACUGUGUUUAAAUGAACUGAUGAGUCAAAUCUCUCUGCUAAAAUGGGAGUUUAUUCACUAAACGUGAGUCGUGGUUAUCUGACAACCAAAAAGAUAACUUCUUAAUGUCUGAUUUUGUCCGUAACUGUUGUUUAAAGGGGAACUGUCUCACCAUGAGGUUUUUAAUAUAUCGUCCUAUCCUCUAUUAUUAACAAAUAAGUGUUUGGGAGCUCUGAAAAAAUCUGAAUGAUAGAAAUCAACACCGCUGUAUUUAGCUCUAUUCUGGAAUGAAGUGCUUACCUUUCAAUAGUUGUAAGCCCUGUCCUUUUCACCUGGAUGUCAGCAUAGAAAGAAAUUAAAUAUUUUCAGAAAGAAUUAAAUAUUUUCAUUUUUUUUUUCUUCUCAUUAGCAGCGUGUACCCUGAUCGUGCCUAAACUAAACUGGAUUGUGAUGUCAUUUGCUUAAUCUUUAAUAUACAAUUACAAGUAAAUGGAGCAUCACGUGUAAAAAGAUUAACACACGUUACAGGUGAUUUAAACAAAAAAUAUAUGUUUUCUUUAGUGGUGUAAUUUCCAAAAAUAAUGGUUUCUAUUUAAAUUCUGAUAUUGCCACAAUUCAUGCUUUAAUGAAUAAACUUCAUUUUACACUAGCAGAUCCUCCAGCACAGAAUAUCGUACGAUGUUUUUUAUUACUCUAUUUUGUUGUUUUUAUUUAGUUAUUUUUUUCUUGAAAUAUACUUUGAUAACAAAAUCUUUGAAAGUGUAAUGUUCUGCGUUUUGAGACUGGAAAUAUAGAUUUGUUUUUAUGUGUGUAAAUAUAUAUUUAUUUAUUAAUUCUGGUUUAUUUAUAAUACAUGUGUUAUCCUACCAUGUUUUUAGAUAUACAGCACACAUCUAUUUAAUUCUGUUUUAUUACCUCGGUCAUUACCUUAAUGUUGGCAGCUUAUGUGCUUUAUAUACGGUGUAGUGAAAACACGAUUUAAAUGUAUCCAGAUAUAUAGAAUAAACAUAUAACCGUA
Messenger RNA from Pelobates cultripes (western spadefoot toad), 17608 nucleotides. NCBI's taxonomy places the organism in Eukaryota, Metazoa, Chordata, Amphibia, Anura, Pelobatidae. The record is from the annotation of a GenBank genome assembly.